Messenger RNA from Colossoma macropomum (tambaqui), 2533 nucleotides. RefSeq lists its product as uncharacterized. NCBI's taxonomy places the organism in Eukaryota, Metazoa, Chordata, Actinopteri, Characiformes, Serrasalmidae. The transcript has 16 exons. Bases 524 to 1888 code for a protein of 454 amino acids. The record is from RefSeq and is a predicted model, not a curated record.
AAAAAGCACCAGUUUCUGAACAAAACUAAACUGUAGCUGAUUGUAUUGUUUACACAUACUUACCUUUUUACACCUCCUACUCAAAAACUACUGCAGGAAUUCAGAACAAGCAAGUUAACUUUUCUUCUAACAUUUUUUAAUCCUUUCGGUUUAACUCCACCCUGGAGGAGCUGGAGGAGGAGGAGGAGGAGGAGGGUCUCUCUCCGUGGUCUCCUCAAAUCCAGCCAUAAACCACAGAGAACAAACGCAGAACUUACAUUAUCUCCUCUUUUAAGGUUGAACUCCACCCUGUUGAGGAGCUGGAGGAGGAGGAGCUGGAGGAGGAGGAGGGUCUCUCCCCGUGGUCUCCUCAAAUCCAGCCAUAAAACCACAGAAAACAAAGGCAGAGCUUACAUUAUCUCUUCUUUUAAGGGCGUCGCUCCAACACACAGGCAGGACACAUCAGACUGCAUGACAGACUCUGUAGAGGGAAGCAGUGGACAAUCUGAAUGAAGUCUGGAAUGGACAUUUAACCACUGUGAUAAUGGCUCUUUCUUCAUAUCUGCUUCUGCUCCUGGUGGCUCUCAGUGUUUCAGCUGUUCACAAAGUAUUAGGUGGUUGUUUGCCUCAAGGGAAAAACCCCUCAAUGGAAUUUCCAUUAACCUUUGGACGCUGUGGUAAAGAGAGACACUCCUUAUACCACACCUACAGCAAUCACUCCAACAACUGGAUCAUGAAGUCCACUGUCCAGUUUGAUGGUGUGGAGAUCUACUGUUUCGUCCAAAAAAGAACUGGUUCCUGGACGUACUCUCACUGGGGAAUAACAAUGAAGGAUGUGGAUUACACAUUUCGUAAUUAUUCUAAAGAGCUCUACCACCAUCUAAAAGAUACUGACAGUGACCUUACACAGAGAUACGGCUGUGAGGUUGAGAGAUCCUCUAGUGGAGCUGUGACCUUACUGAGCACUACAGCUGAAUUCAGACUCAAUGGAAAGAUCAUCCUCCGCUUUAAUGUUGACAGAGAUGAGUGGGAAGUGCUGGACAAAAGGUUCCUAGCAGUUAAAACAGAGUGGAACAGUUUAACCCACUCCAAUCAAAUCAUCAAGGACUAUCUGCAGCAAGGCUGUACAGACAGACUGCAGUCUUACCUGAAAUUUUAUGAUGAGGACAUUAGAAAAAGGACUUCUAGUGUGGUUCCUAGUGAUAAACCAGAAGAUUGUGAUGAGGGCAGUACAAACAGCACACAGAAGGGGAAGAAAGAAAAUGAAGGAAAAGAGGGAAUUGUGUUAUUCUCAGUUCUCUCAUGCAUAGUAAUUGCCGGUGUUGCUGUUGCGAUGGCUUUUGCACUUCUUAUGAAAAAAAUAGCAAAAGGAAAAGUUGUGAUACCUCCAGUUAAAGAUGCCCACAGAGGAUAUUCAGAUGCUGGAACAAUCAGUGAUCCAUUUGUAGACAGAUGGUGUUUCAUGAGAGGAGAUGUUGAUGAUCUUCUCCCUCUUUCAGUGAUGAUGAAUGAUGACCAGGAUGGAGGAGAUGCAGUUCAGACUCAGAAAAGUUUUUCUUCUUCAAGAGAGUUUCUACCUCCGUAUAUGGAAAGAUUCACUGCUUCAAUGGAUAAACUACCUCCAGCUCUGGAAAGAUUCACUGCUUCAAUGGAUUUACCACGUCCAGAUCUGGAAAGAUUCACUGCUUCAAUGGAUUUACCACGUCCAAAUCUGGAAGGUUCCACUGCUUCAGUAGACUUUUCUACAGAUCUGGCUGAGGAUGAUGAUGAUGAUGAUGAUGGUCAGAAGCUCACUCAAGUCAGACUGACUCGGACUGCAAGACUGACCACAGCUGGUGGGCAGCUCCGCUCUACAUCCAUCUCUCUCCCUGAGUUUGGAAGCUGGAAUUCGAGGGCUAUCUGGGUGUGAUCUGGCCUUAUGACUGCUAUGACUCUCAGUGAGAUGACUCAGCUGAGGAGGUUGUUACUGCUGAAUAUCAACACCAGCACUCAGAGAAGAUCCUCACAGUCUGUAUCUUAAAGCGACUGUUCAACAAAACAUCUAGUUUACCCCAUUACUCCAAAUGUAGUUGAUCAGAUUAUGCUCGGUGUCUGACAUUUGAUUCUUCAUUAUUAUUAUUAUUUCACCUUAAUUUAACCAAGGUAGAAACACUGGCGUUAGAAAUCUCUUUUAAAACUGAGCCCUGACCAAGAGGGUCACACACAACAACCAAGAGGACAAUCAACAGAGAAACAACAGCACAACCAACAACAGAUAAGCUUAACUUAAUCAAAAAUCAGUGUGAUUAUUAUAAAAGUUGCGAUGCUGUGCAAAAUGUAAAUAAAAACAAAAUGCAAUGAUGUGCAAAUAAUUUUAAUUCUAUAUUUCAUUGAAAACACUACAAACACAUCAAAUGUUGAAACCAAGAAAUCUUAUAGUUUUUUAAAAAUAUUUCCCCAUUUCGAACUUGAUGCCAAUAACAUGUUCCAAAAAAGUUGGGAUAGGGGAUAACAAAAGGCUGGUAAAACACCUGGUGGUUAAUUGGCAACAACUCAGUAACAUGAUUGGAUUUAA